Messenger RNA from Perca flavescens (yellow perch), 4676 nucleotides. Its product is annotated as nectin-2. The transcript is spliced from 7 exons. NCBI's taxonomy places the organism in Eukaryota, Metazoa, Chordata, Actinopteri, Perciformes, Percidae. Bases 399 to 1988 code for a protein of 529 amino acids. The record is from RefSeq and is a predicted model, not a curated record.
ACUCUCAGCCUGAUGACAUCACCCAGUCAGUCACACACAGUCGGGCCGCCGCGCGCUCAGAGGAACUAGUUGUUGGAGUAGAGAGAGCGCGGCAGCACUUCAUUACAUCCAGAGCACCGGCUGGGGGGGAAUAUUCACCUGUGCGCUGCCAGGACGAAUUCACAAGGAUUUUCAAUAUUUUUUUUUUAACAGACUUCGUCUUAAAGGCGCAGCGAGGGACAUUUGAAACAAGAAUCUCUGUCGGACUCCUGGUCUGUCCUGUAGCCAAACAAGUUUAUUUUGUUGCCUUGAGUGAGUAAUCUUUUACACAGAAACUGACUCGCAUCUGAAGGUUUCGAUUUUACAUUUAUUCCGGAGAGACUGCGUGCCUAGUUUCAUAGAGGGGACAGUAAUCGACCAUGGCGAGACAUGAUGCCCAAAUCUGGCAUGCCUGCUCAAAAAUGAUCGGACUGCUCUGCUUGGUCGCGUCGAUACUUCGUCAACACGGAGUGUCAGGUCAGCGGGUGAAGGUGGAGCCCGAGGUGUUGUCGUAUCCUGGCCAGACAGUUAACCUGCGCUGUGCAUUCACUGAUGCCACUGGGAUACAGCUCACAAUGGUCACGUGGAUUUAUGAGCCGAAGGACGGAGACAGGAUCAACAUCGCUGUGUUUCACCCCAACUUUGAUCCCAACUACCCCGACUCACCCGUGAAGGGCCGAGUCAGCUUCACGCCCAGUCCUCCAAACCUGGCCAGUCCUUCCAUCGAGAUCAGCAAUGUAAGGAUGACCGAUGAGGGGAAGUACAUCUGCGAGUAUGCUACCUACCCCAGAGGCAACGAGCAAGGCAUCACGUACCUCGUCAUGCUGGCUAAGCCUCAGAACUCGGCCUCCAUCAUAACAGUGGAAGCAGGCACUAAUCCGGUCGUUGUGGCACGCUGUGAGUCUGUGGAUGGCCGCCCCGCUGCCCAGAUUUCCUGGGUGACCACAGCCAAUGGCAAUGCGACAACAGUGUCUAUGCCGGGUGCCAACAACACCGUGACCGUGACCAGCGAGUACCACAUGGUUCCCACAGCAGCAGACAACGGGAAAGACCUUAGCUGCGUGGUGGGACACAGGACCCAGGUCAAACCAGAGAGUUUUCCGUUGAAGCUAGCAGUACAACACGCUCCUGAAGUAACCGUAGUGGGUUAUGACAAUAACUGGUACGUGGGUCGUACACAUGUGGUUCUCACCUGCCUGGCUAGCGGAAACCCCCCUCCAUUGACCGCCCAGUGGAAGACGAUGUCAGGAGAGAUGCCAGACACAGUGCAGAUCACAGACAACGUGCUGAAGGUGCUGAAGGUGGACAGCGCUGUCAACACCACUUUUGUCUGUGAGGUCCAAAACCGCAUCGGGACCGGCAAGGACCAGGUCACAGUUUUUGUCAGAGAGCCCUCAGUGAACCCAUCCAAUGCUGGCAUGGUGGCGGGAGCUGUGAUUGGCUCCCUGCUGGCCCUCCUUUUGGUCGCCGCUCUCAUUGCCGUGCUUGUCACCCGUAGCCGCAGGCAACGGCAGGGUUACCGCGGCAAUGGCGGCAGUGACAUGAAGACGCGCAUAUUUGGCGGUGGCAAGAAGGCCAGCAAGAACGGCACGGGUGUAGGCGCAGGCAGCGGAGGCGGUAACAACAACGGCCCCGUCUACGUUUACAACGACGGCUCAUCCCACCAGGGCCUUGGAGAGAAAAACAACCACCACCACCAGCCGCUCACCAUGGGGGGCCGGCCUGAAGUUGUUGCCACUACACCCACCGCCCAAGACAUCCUGCUAAGCAAUGAGUUAGACGAUGCGGAGAGGAGGAAGUUUGAUGAGCUGGAGAAGGAGGAGAGGUAUGACCACUUCAGUGGAGGAGCCCCCAUCCUUCAGCUUCGCCCACCGCAUGACCAGGACGAUAUGAUUGGCGAUUACCUGGAUGAUGACAUGGAGUCCCAGCGGGAUGGCUCCGUCAUCUCACGGACUGCUGUUUACGUAUAGAGAAGUAGAAAGGGAAAGGAGGAGGAGGAGGCGGAGGCGGAGAAAAAAAAAAGAGGGAUGGAGGAUUCCUCCCGAGGAUUUUGUGGCUACAGGGUCUUGUCCCUGUCUGAUAGAGAAGAGAAAAUGAUACCACUUUUAUUUUUGAAAAUUGAUUCUAAACCUAGCCUAUUAUUAAUCACAGCAGCCCCAGAAUGGACUGAAUGAACAGGACGGUGCAGAGGGGUACUCUGAAAGAAGUGUUGCUGUUAUCUGGUCCAUAAGAACUGAAAAUCAAACGGAGAAAAAGAAACAACCUGUCUCCCACUGCUUCUACUCAUGCUAUCGCUAUCACUGGGACCUUGACAAGGACUCUUGACAGACACACUUAAAGAGAGAAACUAUGUAGUAUGUGUGGGAGAAGGAUGAUGGUAUUAUGAUACAAGCUUGGCUAUAGAGGAGGCAACUCACUUGCAUAUUCACUCUUUUCUUCACCAAAACAGUACAAGUGGAAGGAGUUGUCAAGCAGUUACGUGUUGCCUGCUUUUUCCAGUCCUCCUGUGGGAAACUUUUUGUUUUGGUAAUGCGUUGUGCUGUGACAGCAAGUGGGUAGUUAGUAGCUAGUGAUGGGUUGGGAAGAAGAUUUUGAAGGUAUAGACAGUAUCCGUCAGGUGAUUUAGAGAAGAGAACAAAGUAUUUGCUCAUGUCUACUGGCAAGCUUUCAUUUCCGCUCUCUCUGCCUUUCUCUCAAACUUCUCUGCAAACUUUCAGCGACAGUAGAUACGCUUGAAUUUACAAAAUGUAAAAAGAACAUUAGGUCCUUGUGCUGCACUAAUACAAGAGCAGCUGAAUUUAACAAAGUAAGUUUGCAGAGAGUUUGAGCUAAGUUCUUAACAAGGUAUUCACAUGCAAACUUUUGUACUGUGCCUGGAGGUAAGAGACGGUAAACAAGAGAUGAGGGAAUGAGGUGUAGUCGAUCUGACAGGGUCAAGGGAUGGAGAGAGAGAUGAGAGAGGAGCAUGUCUCUUCUUUUCUUCUUCCUCCUCAUCCCCGUUUCUUCAGAGCGCUCCUGACAGGAGGAGCUUCAUUGGUAAUGAGCCGUGAAGUCACUUGCUUAGCCGGGACCAACAGAUUGCCACCACUUAUCGUUUAUGACGUGGCAAUUCCUCCCCCUCCCACCUCUAUCUCUCUAUCAUGCCUCUGUCCCCCCCCUUCUCUUCAUCCUUCUCUCCAAGCGUUUAUGGGGAGUUUAUGAUUUAUCUGGUAAUGUCGAGGUCACGGCCACAGAGAGCAGAGGAGUAUUUUACUGCUCCUGAUGUGUCAAACGCCCCACUUACUCUAUUCCAGCCUGGCCUGUCCUGACAUGCCAGGACUGACUAAUCCACCUGGAGUGGCCAUGUUCACUCUACUGCACGGAUGCUACUUCCUUCUCCCGCACUUUAGUAAGUGGCCCGGAUGUAACCGAACCCCACCCCAAAGUACGACCGUUAUGUUAGAUAGAUUUUCAAUGAGAUCAUGUAAUAUUUUCCAUUAGUGAAUGUUGUUUAAUGUAGUGAAUUGAUCGGGAGACAUAAAAGGUUGCGUCCACAGCCAAGCUAUGGGAGUCAUAUUGACUAACGGGCAACAGGCAGUGAAAUGGCCCUUUCUGAUGCAGGGCUGAUUCGUCUCCUGACUGUUAAUUUAUCCUUUUAACGAGCCACCGGAGGCCCGCUCAGGCAAAUAUUACUCUGUGGCUACUGCACGUUGCUGUUUUCGAGCCUCAGCGUGUACAUUUGCAUGCGUCACUGUAUCUAUGUAGCCACUGGAUGACUGUGAUGGACAAUCUUAGAGAGAAGCCCUACUGUAGCUCCUCUAAUCCUGGCCUUCAACUCCCCCUUUGACCCACUGGGAAUCUGGUGAGUGCUCUCAAUGACUGUACUGCCCACUUGUAAGGCCCAGCAAAGAUCUGGGUUGCAGUUUGCUGCAGGUCAUGCGGUCAAAUGCAGGGUGACCCAUUGACAAGAGGAAGGAUGACUGUGCUUGCCGGAAUUUCCUAUCAUAGUUGUUUUUAACCUUAAGCUAUAGAGGUGAAAAACACUCACAUACUGUACAAGUAUCUGUAUAGGGCGAGCCAGUCAUAGUUUGCCAUUGUGAUGGCUGUUAACCUGAGAGGCAGAAAGAAGAUGGGAGAGAGACACGGGAGGCAGAUCCAAAAAACAGAGGCAGCAUUCAGUGUUUGAGCACAGUCUAGCAUAUUGUAAGCCAGUGUGUUCAAUAGGAUUAUUGUCUAAUGGCCUUAGCUUAAUUAACUCCUGUCAACCUGGAGUACAUUAAAUUUACUGAACAUCGCUGAUUUGCCACAAUCACUCUAAAUAAAAAAUGUUUUACUUAUUUUUGCACUUUUGUGUGUCACCACUGCAAAGAGAAAUAUAAGUGUAAUACUUGGUUUUCGGGGUCAAAAUAGUGAUAAGGGACAAAACUGUUAUGUACAUUUUGGUGUGAGGUAUCUGUGUACUAUAUAUGUAAGCAUUUUUAUUUUUCAUGUGAAAAUGUGGAUAUCUAUGACAAUGUAAAUAUCAGAUCGAUGGAGCCAGUGUUGUGGAAGUAAGGAAAGCGUUCUGGGUCUGCUAAGCCUAAAGUUCAAAUGUCUCAGAGGGGAAUUCAGAAUGUAAUUUUUAAUCUAAUGAAUACCUCUGUGUGUGUGUGUGUGUGUGUGUGUGUGUGUGUGUGUGU